Drosophila sulfurigaster albostrigata is the source of this 1359-nucleotide messenger RNA. RefSeq lists its product as uncharacterized. Gene Ontology annotation, molecular function: odorant binding. NCBI's taxonomy places the organism in Eukaryota, Metazoa, Arthropoda, Insecta, Diptera, Drosophilidae. The record is from RefSeq and is a predicted model, not a curated record. The transcript has 3 exons. Bases 313 to 1032 code for a protein of 239 amino acids. Gene Ontology annotation, biological process: sensory perception of smell.
CUAAAGCAACAGCUUCGGAUUCCGAUUUGGGUUCGGGCUCAGCUGGGAGUGCGUGUGUGCUAACAUCCCACACUGAGAAUAAGUUGAGACUUUUAACUCUUGCGUAAGCGAGGCCUAAACUUGAACUACAUUGUGAGUUAGUUGAUAGCUGAUAGGGCUUAUCGGCAAAUGUGAACCUGAGUCAGCUAGAAUUGGGUUAUCAGCUGGCAAACUAGCGAAACCACGUCUAGAAUUCAUAAAAUGAUGUUGCUACGAUUUUGGCAGCUCGUUAGUAUUUGUUGACACUUGAAGCAAGAAAGAAAUUCACAGAAAAUGCGUGUGCUGCUAAUGUUAGCAGCAUGUCUUUCCCUGGUCGUGCUUGAGGGCUCGGCUCUGUUGAGUGGCGAGGAGCGCAGCAUCAGGAAAUGCCUCAAUAACUAUGGAGGUCUCAAUGCAGCGAAUGCCGAACGUCUGGAUCGCUAUACACAAUGGUCGGAGAGCAACGAGGAGGUGCCCUGUUUUACGCAAUGCUAUCUGCGUGAGAUGUUCGACUUCUAUCACGAAGAGGCGGGCUUUGAUGCCAUACGCAUCAAGAAGCACUUCGGAGAAGCUGUCUACGAGGCCUGCAGCGAACGAUUGAAGUUAGGUGACCUUAGGCAAAGUAGCUGUGAGCAUGCGUAUGCGGGCUUUCACUGCAUCGUCAGCCUGGAAAACGAUCCAUUCAUAUUGAUUGAGAACAUGCAGAACGCAACUCGUGCUGCCAAAUCCGCAAUGAAGGAAUGUCUGCAACAAGUGGAUCAAGUGGAGUGGAAUCGCAUCAGCGAUUAUGCACGCUUCCCCGUCACAGAGCCCAUUCCCUGCUUCACACGCUGCUUCAUCUCCCGGCUAGAAUUAUUCGAUGAGCGCACUCACCGCUGGCGUGUGCCAGCUAUGCGCAGGGUUUUGGGCGUGCCAGCAUUGGGCGCCCAUGUGGCUGGAUGUGCCCAGCGUCGUGGUCGCAAUCCCUGUGCAACCAUGUACCAGCAAUUUACCUGCUUUGUGUUGGCCGUUUAGUGUUCACAGUAGUUAAAGUAAAGCAUUCGUCUAUAGUUAAUGUUAUAAUACAUACAAUGUUUGAUGGUCACCUAAACUAAUUCGGCUUUGCCGUUGUUGUUGUUGUCGUGGAAGUUGAUGUCUCCAUGCGCAGAUUGCCAUUAUGUUGCUCCCAGCACAGAUAUUCGUCGUACAUCCAGGCACACUUAUUGGGCGCUUGGUUGCGCUGCUCCUGACUCAAACGGCAGCCAUUGUAGUCCGGCUGCUGAUCCUGUCGACUGGGUCCAAAAGCCUGUUGCCAAUUCUGCAACUGCCAGUUGCCCGCAUCGUCAUAGAAAUGCAAAGCAU